AUGGUACCAGCUUCUGCCUGCUUCGAUCGAGAUUGCAUGGGUGAGGCAAACGUGGGUGUCUACUAUAACGACAACAACGGAAACCAAACCGACUACUUCGACCGCGUCUUCGAUAACAUCCACGUCAACAUCGCCAGCAACAUCAACCUCCAAGGCUACAGUAACAAUGACAACAAAUGUGCCCCAGACUACUACGACGACUACUAUUGCUACUACAUCCCUACUACUACUCCUGAACAAACAACGACAACGAAAAGUACAACAACGGAGGCUCCUUCUACGACAGUUAAGACGACGAGUAUAACCUCUACCUAUCCACCAUCGACUUCAACAAUACCGAGUACCACAACCAUCCCUUCUACUAUAACUACCAAUGCUGGUACCACAAAGGCUAUCACCAAUCCAACAACAGCGACAACUGAGUCCACAACGACUAGCCAAAUUACAACUGUAUCUUCAACCUUGCCAACAACGACCACAGCAAUACCAAGUACUACAACAAAUCCUCCAACAACAACAUCCGCUACUACUUCCACAAAUACCGAGUACUACAACAAAUCCUCCAACAACAACUGCUACUUCCACAAAGCUAAUUACUACUCCUCUUCCAACAACAACGACGGAGGCUCUUACUACGACAUGUUCAAGUAUGGAACCACCACGAAACAACUUAGCACAACAACUCGUCCAAUGGUCCUGAGUACAACAACAGCGAAGAUAACCACCAGCGCUGGAGGAUCUACGACAACGUCUAAACCAACAACGGCGACUGCAACCGUAACUAGUACCACUACCAAGCUGCCUUCCACAUCACCAUCUACAACAUUGUCCACCACAAAAGCAGCAACGGGUACCACCACAACAGUACCUUCAACAACUCCGUCCACUACGAAAGCAACAGCUGCCACUACCACAACGGUACCUUCAACAACUCCGUUCACUACGAAAACAGCAGCGGCUACGACCACAACGGUACCUUCAACAACUCCGUCCACUACGAAAGCAACAGCUGCCACUACCACAACGGUACCUUCAACAACUCCGUCCACUACGAAAGCAACAUCGGCGACCACCACCACAGUACCUUCAACAACACCGACCACGACCAAAAUGGCUGCGGUUAAUACAUCGCCAGCUACCACUACGACAAUUCCAUCAACAACACCAUCUACUACCAAGGCUACAGCUGCGAAUACAACACCUCCUAUCACCACGACCAUUCUAUCCACAACAACCACAUCACUGACAACUUCGACAGCUAAGCCUACUACAACUAUCGCCUCAGCCACUUCGGUUACUCCUUCAACAACAACAGCAUCAUCAACAGCGCAGCCGACGAUUCCUAUUCCUACUACGAGUACAGCUACUAGCCGCACUACAACAUCUCAGACGCAUCAGUCGUCAAGCGUUGCCUCGAAGAAAAUCGCGGCACAAGAUUCUGCGGAAGACGAGCCAGAGGAGGACAUCGAUUACGAUUAUGAAGACUACGAAGAUGGCAACGCUAAGCAUAACAGUAAAGAGAAGAAGGAAAAGAAAGAAAAGGGGAACAACGGUAAUCAUUUCGGUAAUAACAAACCAAAGGGCAUCAAGGGAGGUUAA
Molecule: messenger RNA, 1599 nt
Organism: Anopheles darlingi
Lineage: Eukaryota; Metazoa; Arthropoda; Insecta; Diptera; Culicidae
Product: mucin-5AC-like
Exons: 6
Coding region: 1-1599 (532 amino acids)
Source: RefSeq, a predicted model, not a curated record